Gasterosteus aculeatus aculeatus (three-spined stickleback) is the source of this 3223-nucleotide messenger RNA. It is a transcript of the gene p4hb, whose product is annotated as prolyl 4-hydroxylase, beta polypeptide. Gene Ontology annotation, cellular component: endoplasmic reticulum. Gene Ontology annotation, biological process: response to endoplasmic reticulum stress; protein folding. The record is from RefSeq and is a predicted model, not a curated record. Lineage: Eukaryota; Metazoa; Chordata; Actinopteri; Perciformes; Gasterosteidae. Gene Ontology annotation, molecular function: protein disulfide isomerase activity.
CGUCCGCUCUCCCCCUCCUCCGGUUUCUGCGUGCGGUGCCACGUUAGUAGCUGUGGACGCAAAAAUACCAGCAACUCUUCCCCCCACCGGCCUUAAACAACGACAAGCGCCGCACUGACAACAGCUUGGCAGCCGACCGUUCGUCUGCAGCUCCCGUCAAUAAGAAGAAGAAGGAGAAGAAAAACACUCGAGAGCAACUAUGUGGAAGUUCCUGCUCAUCUGCACGCUCGUCGUGGCCGCCAGAGCCGAGGUCGGCGAGGAGGAAGAUGUCCUGGUGCUGAAGAAAAGUAACUUCGACGAGGCUCUCCAGACUCACCCCAACAUCCUGGUGGAAUUCUAUGCCCCAUGGUGUGGUCACUGCAAGGCCCUGGGUCCAGAGUUUGCCAAGGCCGCCGGCGUGCUGAAGGCCGAGGGUUCAGCGGUCCGCCUGGGUAAGGUGGAUGCGACAGAGGAGACCGAGCUGGCACAGGAGUAUGGCGUCCGGGGUUACCCCACCAUCAAGUACUUCAAGGGCGGAGAGAAGGCGUCACCCAAAGAGUACUCUGCUGGCAGGCAGGCAGACGACAUCGUCGCCUGGCUGAAGAAGCGCACUGGCCCGGCCGUUGUCACCCUCACCACAGUCUCUGAGGCCGAGGCUCUGAUCGCUGACAAUGAGGUGGCAGUCAUCGGAUUCUUUAAGGAUGCUGACUCUACCGGUGCCAAGGACUAUGAAAAAGCAGCAGAAACCACAGACGACAUUCCUUUCGCUGUGACAAGUGACGAUGCCAUUUUCUCCAAGUUCGAGGUGUCCAAGGACGGCGUUGUCCUCUUCAAGAAGUUUGAUGAAGGGCGCAAUACCUUUGAUGGAGAGCUGACCAAAGAGAACCUCCUGGCUUUUGUCAAGACCAACCAGUUGCCUCUGGUUAUUGAGUUCACAGAGCAGACCGCUCCUAAAAUCUUUGGAGGAGAAAUCAAGUCUCACAUUCUGAUGUUCCUGCCCAAAACCGCUUCAGACUUCCAGGACAAGAUGGACCAGUUCAAGAAAGCAGCAGAGGGAUUUAAGGGUCAGAUCCUGUACAUUUUCAUUGACAGUGAUGUGGACGACAACCAGCGCAUCCUGGAGUUCUUCGGCCUGAAGAAGGAGGAAUGUCCUGCAAUCCGCCUCAUCACCCUGGAGGACGAGAUGACCAAGUACAAACCCCAAAGUGAUGCCAUCACAUCAGAGGCCAUCAUCAGUUUCUGCAAACAGUUCAUUGAUGGCAAACUCAAGCCCCACCUCAUGAGCCAAGACAUCCCUGAGGACUGGGACAAAAACCCAGUCAAGAUUUUGGUCGGCAAGAACUUUGAGGAGAUCGCCUUCAAUCCUUCCAAGAACGUCUUUGUUGAAUUCUAUGCACCUUGGUGUGGACACUGCAAACAGCUCACGCCCAUCUGGGAGAAGUUGGGGGAGAAGUUUGUGGACAGCGCUGACAUCAUCGUGGCUAAGAUGGACUCUACAGCCAAUGAGAUUGACUCCGUCAAAGUCCACAGCUUUCCCACUCUAAAGUUCUUCCCUGCAGGAGAAGACCGCACGGUGAUUGACUACAACGGGGAGAGAACACUUGAAGGCUUCACAAAGUUCCUUGAGAGCGGCGGUAAGGACGGCGGUGCCCCUGCAGGAGAUGACGAUGAUGACGAGGAUCUGGACCCCGAGGAUUUGGAUGGUGUGGACGAAGGACAGGGCACGGACUCUGAUGGUGAGGGCGAUGAACAUGACGAGUUGUAAGAGCCUGUUAAAGGUGAGAAUGAGAGGAGACGAGUCCCGCCCCAACCCUUCCAACAAGUCACCAUCACUACAGUCACUUCCUAGUGGGCCUUCCCUGUCCUGUGAACAUUAAUACUUCCGCUUAAACUGCUUGUCAGCAGCCUGCCUCCUGGCCGGCCCACCAGUUGGCCAGUCAGUCCAUCGUGGCAUGGUAGGGCCUUUUUGCCGGCCACAUUUCCAAACCUGGACCAGACUUGUCAUGUCCCACCUUGGGACUCUGUGGAACAGCGCAACACCUCUAUGGGAGACCUCAAUGCCUUCUCUACAAAGCUCCACAUCAGCUGUCUGCCUUGUAUAUUUUAAACCAAAUGUAAAAAUGGCAUUGAGAUGCAGUUUUCAAAACGGUUGGUUAUUUUUCUGUUGACUUUGCUUCCCUCUUUAAAAAAAAAUUUAAAAAAAUACCCUUGUUAUUGUUCAGUUUGGGUAUGAGGUAAUUGGUAUUUUUAGGUAAAAGUGGGAGGGGGGGCUGGCAAUGUUCUUUUUUUCCCAAUGAUGGACAUCCAGAGGAUUUUUGUGGUUUGUUGGCAAGGAUGGCUCUCUCAGGGGACAUGGGGACAUCUUAUAAUUUGUUUAUUUUGCAAUGUCUUCAUUAAAAUAAACCCAAUAGAGCUUGUCCAGUGUAGCACAAAGGACCCACCCCAUCUGUAGCUGAGACCAAUUAUCUAUCUUGUUAGGUGAGAACGCUCUUUUCAUUUCUUCAUUCCCAAAUAAUGUCUCUGUUGUCUCAUUUCAGCAUGGCUACUGACUUCAUUUUUCUUUUCUUUUUUUUUUCUUUUUUUGAAAGAAACACUUUUUGUGAGAAUUUUAUUUAAUUGCUUUCACUAUGAGUUUUUCAUAUUCUUUUGUUAUUAAGGACUCCUUUUUAACAGUGUACCAUUGUAGCCAGCUGGCCCUUGGACACACUCUCAGACUUGGGAUGUUUUUUGGAGCCAGUUCUGAUAGGUCGCACUGCAUUCAUGCCUAAUCAGAGAUUCGCUGUGGUCGCUAAAGACCGGUUGGUACAGUUUACUCGUCUGGUUGGUUUGAGAGAAGCGUCUGUUAUAUCUGAAGUGGGAGGAAACAAUUGCACAGCCCCAGCCCUCACGUGUACUGUACCUCCUGCACCCCUUCGACUCUACACAACACCCUUUUUUGCCGUGCGUGUGCGUGUGCGUGUGCGUGUGUGUGUGUGUGUGUGUGUGUGUGUGUGUGUAAAAGAGACUGCCGAGUGUGCUGUGUGAACGUAUGGUGUAUGACAAGUUCAUAUUUUGUGGUUGUCUACGAAAAGGAGAAUAAAUGUGCUGGUUGUUUGGCAUGGAGGGGAGGCUUGAGAAGAGCUAGAUGAUGGGUUUGACGGCUACAGCGGUGGGGGAAACUUAAUAUAACAUUCCAUCAUAUCCAAAUUAAUGUGGAAAACGUGAAAUGGUGGCCAAUAAAUAAUUAAAAAACAUUGGAAAAAUG